AUGCCGAAUAUGACCAGCGACCCCGAGCCCGCAAAGCGCAUCCCUUUACACUUCUGGCUGAUGGCCGGCGGCACCGGCCCCCCGCCCAAGGAGUCCAACUUCCACCGCAUGGUCUCCGAGCGCAAAGCAGCGUACCGGGAGCAGAAGGAUUACGCAAAGGACCGUAAGGAAGCUCUUGCCGAGUUCGAAAAGGCAUGGGGGCCUACGGGUGCUACUGGUAUGGUUAUGGGAGUUUUGGGAACGAAUAAGCGCAAGAAACCUGGGGUAAAGGAGAUCAUGGAGAAAUACGGACCGAAAGGCUCCAAGCGUGGAGGUGGAGGUGGGGGAGAGCCGGCGGCAGCAGGAGAGACAGUGAGAGAGGCAGAGGAAGCGGCAGCGGCAGCGGGUGUGGCAGAAGCAGCGGGUGAGGCAGAAGCAGCGGGUGAGGCAGAAGCAGUGGGUGAGGCAGCAGGAGAGGAGGCAGCGGGGGAGGCCGCAGCCGGUGACGGUGUUGGGGCUGGUGUGGUGGAUGCUGCUGUCGCCGGUGAAGGUGGUGAAGGUGGUGAAGGUGAUGAACGCGAUGGCAAUGAAGAAAUUACCAGCGAAGGCGCCGCUACACGUGCCGCCUAUGGUACCACCGACAAAGGUGCUGGCGCUGAUGCUGAUGAGGGUAAUGAUGAGAGCGGCAGUAGCGCUGAGGAUGGAGAAGCUUCUCCUGAGAAUGCGAGCGGAGACCAUGAUGAUACGGGGGCAGCCGAGCCCGAAAAUGAGGGUGACAAAGCCCGGAGUGCUGGCGCCGGAGAAGCUGGUGAAGGUGGCGAAGGUAGUGGCGAUGCAGAACAUACCCCUAGAGGUGCCGCCAGUGCCGCCGCCGACGAGGACGUCUACGAGAGUGGCAGUAGCCCUGAGAAUGGAGAAAUUGUUCCCUUGAGAAAUCGAGCGGAGAUAAUGAUAACACGGAGGCUGGCGAGCCCGACAAAGAUGGCGACGGAGCCGGGAGUGCUGGCGCCGGAGAAGACCCGUCCCCUGACUACAACGAUGCAGGUAACCCUGGACCUGGUGACAACGAAGACGCUGCAGACAACACGGGUCAUAAUCUCAUUGCACCUAGCGAUACGAGUGAAGCUGAUGCGGAUGGGGUAA
Molecule: messenger RNA, 1122 nt
Organism: Anthostomella pinea
Lineage: Eukaryota; Fungi; Ascomycota; Sordariomycetes; Xylariales; Xylariaceae
Source: the annotation of a GenBank genome assembly